Messenger RNA from Porites evermanni, 2400 nucleotides. NCBI's taxonomy places the organism in Eukaryota, Metazoa, Cnidaria, Anthozoa, Scleractinia, Poritidae. The record is from the annotation of a GenBank genome assembly.
AUGGGACAGAGCUGUUUGUCCAAGAAUAGCGAAGCAGACAAUAUGGCACCCGACUUGACAACCUCACGAAUAGAUAUAUCAUGGCCAGAUGACUUUGAGGAAGGAAUACUUUCCGAUAUUCCCGAUACUGUUGUAGAAAAUGGUAAAUUGACGUUAGAUUUAAGUUUUCGCAGGUUGAAAUCCCUACCAGCGAAAGUGUGCCAGAGAAACAACAUCGAAGUACUUAAUCUCAACUGCAACAAGAUCUCAAAUUUUCCUUAUAAUUUCGUCUCACUUCGUUAUCUAAAGGAACUUUAUCUACGAAAUAAUUAUUUGGAAUUUUUGCCUGCGCAGAUUUGUACCUUAAUCAAAUUAGAAGUCUUGGAAUUGAAUCGAAAUCUGAUUGAGACUUUGCCGUAUUGUUUUAGUCAUCUAUGUCACCUGCAAAAACUCAAUCUCUCUUUCAAUAACAUCAAAACUCUUCCCCCGAGUCUUCGCUAUCUAACAACCUUGAAAUACUUAAACAUGGAGGGAAAUUAUCUCCAGAGCAUUCCCGAAGUUGUCGUCUCACUUCCAAGUCUUGAAGUUCUGGUUUUGAGCGACAACGAAAUCACAUUCCUUCAUCCAAACUUGGACAACUUAUUCCAGUUAAAAGAGCUUUACUUGGACGACAACAAAUUGUCCGAGCUUCCUGGGUCAUUGCUACCAUAUCUCGCAGAGCUUGAAAAGCUUAACUUGAGCAACAACAAGAAAGUGUUAACCCUGGGUAAAAACGAAAAGCCAAAAAAGCAGAGUCAGACGAAAGCAAAGAUGAACCAUGUCGAUGCAAAGGUCAUUACGGAGAGACUGACGGGUCUGGGAGCUCCAGAAACUUCUAAUACGUCUGUAGUUGCUCAAGAUCGUUCAAUGGUGUUUUCAGAAAUAAAUCUAAAUCACCCCGAAGAAGAAAGAGAUGUCUUUGGAGGAGAACCAGGUCUUGUUAAUUUGAAAUCUGAAGAUGCAGACCCCAAUAUUGCUGAGCGAGUAAAACGUAAUACUCUUAGCGCUAAAGCAAGGGUCGGUCAAGCAAUGCGCCCAUCACCAAAGUGGGGAAUACUCAUCCGCGAGCUUAAGAAAGCGGGCUUUUUGCCAUCUAUUAAUGUACAGCUUCCAAAACUUAGAAGAGAACAUGGAAGACCGGUGAAGGUAUUGAAUCAUGGAUCAAGGUAUACAUGGCGCGGCUGGAGAGUUGACGCGAACUCUCAAUCGACAUUGAAGAGAAAAACAUCUUCAGUUGAAUCUGAAUCACUUGACAACAAACUCGACGAAUUUGGACAUCUUGCAAGUAUUAGUGAAUUAUUUCCUGAGGUGAAAAUGGAACAAGGAAGAUUAACGCUUGACCUUAGCUGGCAAGAACUUUCAUAUGUUUCGGGAACUAUCUGCGAACUAGUAAAUCUCAAUUCGCUUCUCCUUGACCACAACCAAAUCAUGGAUUUGCCUACUGGAAUGGACAAACUUUCCAAGUUACGCAUUUUAAGUCUUAAUUCUAACGAAAUGAUCUCGCUGCCAGAGAAUUUACGACAUCUAAACCAUCUCAGGCGCUUGUUCCUUAAUGGCAAUCAUAUAAAGGCACUUCCAGACUGGUUUGAAAGUUUCCAACACUUGACGUAUCUCUCUUUGGAAAAUAACGAUAUGCCAUUCUUUCCAAACGAAAUCUGCUCUCUAGUAAAGCUGGAAUAUCUCCUUCUUGCGGGAAACAAAAUUAGAGAAUUACCAGAAAAGAUCAAACAGCUGAAAAACUUGAGGGAACUGUUUUUAGGCCGAAACGUCAUUCGUUUAAUUCCUCUGUCCAUUGCUGAGAUGAAUUCUUUACGAGUGUUGUACCUGGACAACAAUGGUCUUGAAGAGAUACCCUACUCUGUUUUCAGCGUGAUGGAAUUACAGACACUAAAUCUGAGCGGGAAUUCGCUGAAUUUAAUACCAGAUAACAUCAUAAAUCUCCGGGACCUGGAAGAGCUUGAUCUGGGAAAGAACAACAUUCAAAAGUUACCAUUUUGGUUCCACCGUCUUGCUAAUCUAAGAGUUUUGUCUUUAAACUGCAACGGAAUGUCAGUUUUCCCUGAAGUCCUCUGUAAAGUGCCAAGCCUUUCCACCUUAGACUUGAACAAAAACAAGAUCAGAGAGCUUCCAGAUUUUAUUCGGAGCAGCAUUGGCGAGCUGAUCACCAUGCAACAACUGGACCUGUCGUACAAUGAGCUCAGAGGUCUGCCUGAUAGCUUUAGAAAUUUGCGAAGUUUAGAAAUUCUUCACCUUGAAGGAAAUCCGUUGAUUGAGUUACCGGCGUGUAUGAACGAGCUUACGAGCUUAUGUAAACUGUAUCUGGACAGAACAAUCACGAUUCCCAAAGAGAUUUUCCAACUUCCAAAGCUGGAAAUUCUUUAA